Molecule: messenger RNA, 2422 nt
Organism: Klebsormidium nitens
Lineage: Eukaryota; Viridiplantae; Streptophyta; Klebsormidiophyceae; Klebsormidiales; Klebsormidiaceae
Source: the annotation of a GenBank genome assembly
AAACCAGCAAGCGAUUGAACGGGGCCAUGCGCCGCCACACCCUUCAACUUUGUCUUCCUCAAUUAGCGACUGCAUUGAUAAGAUUGCGUCAGGAGGGAAUUAGAUUUUCACGUGGACUCCGCAGCUGUUCUUCUACCGUAUGUAGGUACCUGACUUCGAAGAAUCGAAACAAGACGUUGCUAGCGACGCAAUUGCUCCUUGUCAUCCAGCUCUGCACAUGUUGCAAGGAAGGAGGCGACCCGCUGGUUUAUGAAUGUUUGCAGGAUUGGUGAUCAUUUCUCGCUGGCAGCUGAUUUUAAGGUGUCAGAGGUGUCUUGGUGCAUACUGAUUAGGCAGCAUCCCAAGGUGCCAUUUCGUUCUCUGCUAGCAAGGGACAAUUGAGAGUCCCGUGUUUCCCCUACAAUUGUUCAAGACGCUGGAAAGGCAAGAUUCAUUUGCAGAAGACGAAUUGAUCUAUAACCAACUCUUAGUACAUUGCCUACUUGCGUUUCCUCCACACCUGCAAGCAUGGGCGACUCAAAGUAUGAGUACAAGGUGGACCCACGCUUGCCCUUGGUCCAGGAUGCGGACUUGCAGGACAAAAUCGUUCUGCUUCGAGUGGAUCACAACGUUGUCAAGAAGGGGAAGAUCUUGGACCAGUACAGAAUUGACUGCACGUUGGCGACAUUGUACAACAUUGCUGAGCGCGGAGGGCGCCCCAUUCUGAUGACACACGUGAAUCGGCCUUAUGACAAAAAGACCAAGACACUUAAGUGUGACCCCAACGACGCCGUGGACGCCGUAGUGACGUACCUGCAGCGCAAGCUGCGCAUCAAGUUUGCGGUGCCCAACUUCCAGCCGCGGGGAGACAAGGGCAUCCUGGACAUCGAUACGAGCAUCAACCACCUGAUCCACGACCUGCGAGAGAGGCGCAUUGGCGGAAUCUACCUGCCAAACACCCGGUGGUUCGCGGGUGAGGAGGACAAGGGCGAGCAGAUGCAGCGGUUCGUGGUGCAGCUGGCGGGCCUGGCGGACUGCUACGUGAACGACGCGUUCGGGUCGUGGCAGCCGCACGCGACCACGUUCCACAUCACCAAGCUACUGCCCAGCUACGCGGGCCUGCUCAUGCAGUCGGAGCUGGAGCACGUCAGCGAGAUCCUGCGGCCCAGUCGCCCCUUCGUCUCCAUUGUGGCUGGGUCCAAGUACGACACCAAGAUCGGCCCGCUGUCCAAGAUCUACGAGACGGUGGACCACCUGCUGCUGGGCGGCGUGGUGUACAACGCGUACCUGUGCGCCAAGUACGGCGUCAAGAUCAAGGGCGUCGACGACUCGGACGUCGAGCUCGCCAAGGGCCUCGUCAAGCAGGACGAGCAGGCCAAGAAGCUGGUGGAGCUGCCGUACCUGGUCGAGUCGGACACGCUGGACGGCCGCAAGGAGGGCCAGUACCGCACCAUCAGCACCGCCGACUUCAAGCCCGGCCACUCGUACGGCUACAUCCUGGACACGGACCCCAAGUCGUUCGAGGUGCCGGAGGUGGCGCGCGCGCUGUCGGAGGCCAAGACCAUCUUCGUGAACGCGGUCAUGGGAUUCACGCCCUUCUUCUUCGAGGGCACCAAGAAGAUGGACGAAGUCAUCGACAGCAACACGGGCGCGCAAAAGUACUACGGCGGUGGUGACACUUUGCAAGAGCUGAAGUCGCUCAACCCCGGUCUGUACCAUGCCGCGAUCGACAAUUCAAAGUACUACUUGUUCACAGGCGGCGGCACGGUUUUGACCGUGAUUGAGAAGAACGACCCGUACGGGCUGGAGCCGGUGAAGGCCCUGAUGGAUAACGCGGUCGCGUUCGGUACCCCCACGCGCGCGUCGCUCCGCAGCGGAGAGGCGAACGGCCAUAACCUGCCGAAUCUCAAGGUACCGCCAACGUCCACCUACUACGCUUCCCUGUUCGAGAGCCCCAGAGUGUCAAAAACGCCACCCUCUUCCGGGGCCAAUGGACCCGUCUUCACGAGGAUGGACAGUGGCAUUAAGUCGUACGACACGGCUGCCUUUUAGCCCUACGUUACUGGUGCUUGAGUAACUUUACGAGGUUACGAACUUUUGAAAGAGCUACGAGCCGACGGUGGCUUCAUGAGACGCCCAACCUGUAUAGAAAGACGGAAAGGUGCAUCCUGUAGAUAAUGAUCAUGUUGAGGCUAGUCAAUCUUGCAUAUCCUGGAACAAACGUGGUGAGAAACAUGAACACAAGCCGGAAAGGAGUUACUAUAACUUGACACAACAGCUUAGCAGUUGUGAAUGAAAAUUACACUUCCCUACAAGAGCUGCUUCCAAACAAACCACCAGAACGACAGUCUCGCUCUUGAGUUAAUAUUGCUUCUGACGGUGAAACGUGACUCAGUGAUGGUGAGGGUGCAUUUGAUGCUUCCAAGUUCCUCGCUAGGCUUCC